GUAAAAUGGCAGCUGUGCGCGCUCGUUGUAUUCGCGAUUCCGUUACCCGUUGAAUUUUUUCUUUGCGUUACGAAUGGUAGACAUAAAGUGAACUGAAAAAGUAAAGGUGUUUAAUUCUAUUAUAAAUAUAAAAAUUGAAUUAUUAAGCGAUAAAAAGUAUUUAAUAAAUAGUAGAAAGUCCACUCUAUUAGCAAAGUGAUCAAAAUGGAAUAUUGAUAUAUUUUGCAGUGUAAAAACAAGAGUUGAAGACGCCAAUUGUUCCGCGAGUUUUCCUGCAAAGGAUAUAGUGAAAUAUUGAUAUGGGGAAUGUGUUGUCUGAAAAAGUUUGGAAGUAAUGAAUUACAACAGUUUUUUCUGACUAAAAAACAAAAGUUUUCAAAAGUGUUUUGAUUUUAUUAAUGUUUUGAAACGAGAUAAAAUAGUGCAAAGUAUUAAAAGUUGCACUGUUUUAUUACCUGUUGGAAGGAAUUAUGUUUACCGGAUUAACUUCCUAAUUUUAUAUCAGACGGUUUGAUACAUACACAUAUAUACUUAUCCCUUCGCUUCAAAGGACGAGAUAUUUCGGUAUUAUUAUAUAUGAAAUGUGCGUACAUGUGUGUUCCAUAAAGAGUGUAACACUAACGACAUGUAACAACGGAUUCGCCGAAACAAUCAAACAAUUGGUACCGAACAGGACAAGAAAAACAUAAUCAGAAUUAAUGAUCAAUUUCAUUUUACGAUAACAAUAGAGCAAACAACAACAACAGCAGCAAAAGCAUGAAAAUAAACACGCGAACAACCAGCAGAACAGCAACGAAACCAAAACGAUUCCAUUAAGUGAUCUGAACGAAAAUGUCGAACAAACAACAAAAACGUAAAGAAAAACAAGAAUUAAAAUAAUAAAAAAGUGUCUAAAAAAUUAAAAACAUUUGCGUCGAAGAAAUUGUGAAGAAAACAUUAGUGAAGAAAAAGCAAAAAAAAUAAAAUCUAUCCUAAAAAUAAUAUAAAAGCUGAAGCAAUAGCAUAAAAAAUACGAACAAUAAAUUAAGUCAGUCAAUCAAAGAAAAAUAUAAAAAUGUCGAAAUGUCAAAAUAAUUCAAAUAAUUCGACGCAGCUUUUAAUGCGCUGCAUUUUCAGAGCAGAUAUAAGCGGUGGAGCCACCACCCUUUGCCGCUAACGGCGCUCCUCUUCGAUUGAUGUGUGCUGUUAUAAUAUUUGUGGAGGAAAAAAAUCUGCCAAUGACAAAAUAAAGCGGCGCCGCAAUUAAAUAAAGCAAACGCAUAACACCAAUAAUAAUAAUAACGAAGUGCUAGCAAUUAGAGGCAAUUAACGUAAUUGUUGAAAAUUGUCAAAACAUUCUUGAAAGCCGCAAGAAAUAAUAAUAAAAAAAUAUCCGAAAAGUGUUGCCUCAGUGUUCCUACUUUGAGGUUAAGUGUUCUUUCUUUUUCAAAAGGGAAUAUAUAGUGUAUUCAUCACUAUGGAUUUGAGCUUAGAACGCGAUAGCAGCUCUGCGCUGGGCAGCCUCUUUCAGCAGAUUAUUAAUGAUUUGAAGAACACAUCGCCGCUGUGGGAAGACUUUGUUACCAAGGCCACGAAAUUGCAUCAAUGUUUACGUGCCGCCAUUCAGGCAAUCGCCGCGUAUUUGGACGCGUUCCAAAAAAUCGCAGACGCAGCAACAAAUUCAAGAGGAGCUUCCAAAGAAAUUGGCACCGCUUUGACGCGGGUCUGUCUACGCCACAAAGCGGUCGAAUCACGUCUGAAAACUUUCACAACAGCAAUAAUGGACUGCCUUGUACAGCCAUUGCAAGAAAAACUAGAAGACUGGAAGCGCACAGUGAUCACUAUCGACAAGGAACAUGCCAAAGAGUAUAAGCGCUGUCGCACUGAACUGAAAAAGCGAUCCAGCGACACGUUACGACUGCAGAAGAAAGCACGUAAAGGUCAAUCGGAUACUAUACAGUCACUUAUGGACUCACAUAAGCAGGAUGUGACAUUGCGACGCGCCGAAUUGGAGGAGGUGGAAAAGAAAUCUUUGCGUUCGGCAAUGAUCGAGGAGCGUUUGCGAUAUUGUACGUUUGUGCAUAUGCUGCAGCCAGUCGUGAAGGAAGAGUGCGAAGUCAUGUCAGAGCUGGGACAUUUACAGGAAGCAAUGGAUUCUAUCGCCCUCGUUACAAAAGAGCCCAGCGUCCUACCACAAGCAUCCGAGGAACUUAUACAUGACACCAAAGCCACAAUGUCGCUAUAUCCCGAGUCGCCGGGUGGCGGUUCGAGCUCACAAGGUGGUUGCUCGAAUUCGCUGGGCUCACGCAAAAGUUCCGUUUGUUCGAUUAGCUCCAUGAACAGCAGUGGCUCAAGCAACUCACCGGGACAUCAUCACUAUCCACGUUCGCUAUCGCAGUUAAUUUCGCCUGCAAUACGCUUGAAACCUGGUGAAUCCAGUGAUAGUGGCUUUUGCUCAUCGCCAGCGCUAACCACACAGGCUUCUACUGCCACUAGUCAAUCACAUGCUGUUUCCACUUGGCCACCACAUUCCCAAGAUGCCGUUCCAGUGUUGCCACCUGCCUCCGAUCGUCCACACACAAUCUCAACCGCCUACGAGAAGGGACAUCAGCGGCCACCACUCACCGUUUACACGUUCCAGAAUCCGGAGACCAUUCUAGAGGGUAGCGGUGGCAGCGGCAGCAUACCGGGUACGCCAAAUGGCACCAGUGGCGGUCCUGGGUCCGGCGCUAAUACACCAUCUACACAAAAGUCGCCAGCCGGUGCAUUGAGUCGCCCACCUUUGCCAGUGCGCUGCUCUUCGUUGGAACGACCACUUUCGGCCAACAAUAAUCGCAGCACCAACAAUCUCUUACAGCGGCAAUGCCCAUCACCCAUACCGGCUCACAUAACGAAAGAGCUAUCAGCGCAUCAUGCACAACAACACAUGCAGCAGCAGCAGACACAACACAACAACUUUCAGACAUCAUCGCCGCCGCCCACAUACGUCAAUAUGUCUGAGUUGGCCAAUAUGGCGGCAGCAAAAAUUACUAACCAACAACAACAGCAACAGCGGCCAGUCGCCGCCCUGCAACAACAGCACUCGAUCGACUCUAUUUCCUCACAGUUUUCCAACGAUUCGACUGCAUCGGGCAAUCAACAGUCACAACAACAACAACACCAGACCGGUGUUAUGGUCAGCGGCAACAACAACAGCACCGGCAGCAAAACACGUUCACAUUCCGUUUCCUCCUCGUCUGCCUCCUCGAACACACCAUCCCUGCAUUCGCAUCCCUCCAUAGAGUCCGGCACGAUAGCCACACCACUUGUUGGCCAAACACCGACACCAUCGAGCGGCAGCUCAACACCACAAAACCACUAUUCACCACUGCUAACCAAUUCGCCGUCAUCAACGGCGGCUGGUACACCAAGUGGCGGCAGCGUGACGAGCGGCAUGUUGAGCGGUUUCGUAUACAAUGUCAAUUCACCAACGCCACCACAAAGUGGCACAGCUUCAGUCGAUAGUGAUGUGCUGAAGAUCACCGAAACCGAUGCAGCUGGUCAACCCACCAUUGUACCCAUACACGAAACAAAUACACAGCAACAAGAAACAAGUAAUGCCAAUAACAAUGCUAUAUGCAUAGAGUCCCAAACCACACCCACCGAAACGUCCGAGCAAACCUGUACAAAUGCCAUCGAUUCAACUGCGACAGCAAACGAUACAGAAUCUCCAACUAUUGUAGAGAAUGACGAACGUUCACGCGCCUCAGUGUUGCAAAAAGCCUCAAUGUUCGAGAAACAGGCGGCUGCCGCAGCCGCAUCCACCGCUGCGGUCACACCGGGACGCUCUACGGUCGAGGCCAUAUAUGGCACGCGCCGGACUCCGGAUGAGGUUUAUCGCACGGCCAACCCCAGCAUCGGUGGAAAUCAUUAUCAACAGCCAUCGCCACAUCAGCAGCAGCAACCGCAACAACAACAGCAGCAUAUGGAGCAGCAAGAAGUGGAUAAAAGUUUUGAAGACUCGAUCCAAGAAUUAAAUAAUUUAAUUGGCGAAUUAGACUCGUUUCAACGCGAGAUCGAUGCAAGCAAGCGCGCAACAGCAACAACAACUGCCGUAUCACAAGCAACAACUGCGGAUGGGACUGUGGGCGAUAAUUGUGGGGAUCGGCCCUUCCCCUUGAUCGGCACGAGCAGUAACAUCGUCGUCGCCGACAACAAUAAGAUGGGCAACAAUGCCAAAGCAAUAACAACAUUAGCGACAGUAGUGACAGAAGCGGAACGCGUCGACAUGACAACGGCAUUAACCGUUAUUUGCCCACCGCGUCCACCCAAGUCACCACAAUGCGCGAGCAACCAAACUAGCGGCUGCGGCACUGAUCUCUCCGACACCGCUUCCGAUGAUGUUGCCGCUGAUGUCGGCUCGCUGACGAGCAUAAAUAACAAUCACAACAACAAUAACAACACAAAGGGUAGCAAUAACAACGAACACAAUGCCAGCUUGAGCAGCCGAGAGAGUUGUGCCACAGGCCAUGACAAUAACGUUCGCACACUGCAACAAUACAAUUCCGAUUCGGAGCUGAGUCGUUGCUAUGUAAGCGAAACGAGUUCGCUGGCGGGCGGCUACGAGAAUCCCACUUUCGCGCACUUCGCCACAGCGGUGUCUUCAUCGUCGAUAGCCGCCUCGUCGGGCGUGGAUGAGCCCGCCGAUGUGGGCAGCGUUAUCGGCGAUAAUCGCUCGUUGAUGGCAGUGUCAUCGACAACGACAGCCGACGAUUGCGCAUCGCACACCUCCGACACGUACCAGAUGCCACAACAGGCUGCCGACAACGGCAGCGAUGGCGGCAGUAAUGUCGUCGUAAUCUACGAUCAUCAGAUACCAAUGACGCCGGACAUCGACUAUGUCAAACAGAAUUCCGAAAUUGUCGUGCUGCGCACAAAGGAUCCACUACAGCAACAAUUGGGACGACAGGAAAUGCGCGAAUUGACACAACUGCCGACUAGUUUGUGUGCGCCACACGAUGGUUUGGCCACACCGGGCGCCGGCAUGAUGUCCGUACUGGCCUUGUCGUCGUCGUCGUUGUCGUGCUUGGGACCAAACUCGCCACCGCACACCGCAACCGUAGCGCCUGCCAAACAGCGACUCUCCUCUUUCCGCGCCUCCAGCGAACAACAAUUGCAGCUGCUCGGUUGUGGCGACAACAACAAUAGUGGCAGCGAACUCUCAUUGCUGCGCACGCCGCACCAUCAUCACCAGCAGUAUGCAAACGCAGGUACGCCACAAGCGCAAACAGAGUGCAGCAAGGAAGGUAGUAGAAGGGUGGCAACACCACCAAAUGCACACAACAUGCACGCAGAUACCAUAAUACGCCGCAAAGCAGCGAUACCGCCACCCAAACCGAGUUUGAGUAUAUUCAAUGGCCAAGCGGCCGACCAUUUGAGUUUAGAGGCUAACGCCAGCGUGCGUAAGAGUAGUAGUAGUAGUUGUAGAGGUAGUUGUGAAGCGGUGGUAGAGCGGUUAACGGCUGCGCCCACACCGCCGCCACCGCUUUUGACGAAGGCCAAUUUCAAGGCCGAUUUAGAUGCGAAAAUUCGCAAGCAGAAGUUGAAGUUGCAACUGCAGCAUGAACAGCGGCAACACCACGAGCUGUUGCUACAGAAGCAGCAAUUGUUGCAGGAGCAACAACAAUUACAACAUUCACCACAAUCAGCCGCCAACAACACAAAUAGUUCAAUAUAUCUUAGCAACCACAGCCACAACAACCUCAAUCAUAAUAAUUCCAACAACACCACUAUAAACAACAUCACCACCACCAACACCACAACCAACAGCGGCGUGGGCAAUGGCCUUGGCAAUCGUAAUAGCAGCAGCGGCGCCAGCAGCAACACUCACAACAACAGCAAUAACAAUAAUUGUAAUGCAAUUAGCUUAAAUAAGCGCCGUUGUAGCACCGCUAUGUCGAACGCAACAACAACAAAAACUACAACUGCAUCUGCAUCCGCAUCCGCAUCAAAUCAUUUGGCAUUUGUAGUAAAAGCUGCAUCAUCCCAUCACCAUACCAACGCAUCCGCAUCAUCCUCAUUAGCAGGGCCACAGCUUGUCUAUCAAAAUGGUACUAAAAGUAGUAGUAAUAAUAGAAAUAUGAAUAAUAAUAGUGAUAGUAGUAGAAAUGCAUCAGCAUAUUCAUCUGCAUAUCCUAAAACCAGUAAGCAAAUCCAUUCUAAUCGUACUCAUUAUCAAUUUCAUGCGCUGAAAUCACAUAACAACAACAACAUGAACAACAAAACUCACACCAUCACCACCAACACCAACAAUAAUAUUAAUGCUAAAACACGCCCCAAACGUUCUGCCUCCAUGUCAUCUACACAAAAAUCAUCAAACGUCAUACGCGCCUCAUCUCCAUCACUAUCCACCAUAUCAACAUCGCCGUCGUCAUUAUUAUUAUGCACGCCUGCAAUUCGCGCGUCGACUGAACGCUUGGUAAAAUGUCCACCAACACCGCCAUUACCAUUGCGUUCGCAAUUGGUUGCACAUCAAAAACCAAAACAACAACAACAACACGCACAUAUACACAAUCCAACCAACAACCAUUCGGUAUUAUCAACAACAUCAUCAUCAUCAUCAUCGUCAUCCCCAUCAUCAGUAUCUGUCUCCACCUGUGCCUAUGCGUGUUCUUCCGCUUGUGCAACACCAACACCACCCACCAUUCACACCAAACAAUCAGCAGCAUCUGCCUCGGUCUCGUCUGCAUCUGCAUCCGCAUCCAACUCCAAUAUAAAUUCCGCCAACGCCAAACCGAAUAUCACGCCGAGACCGGCUUCAUUGUCGGGAGGCGUAACACGCAUAGCGCGUCGCUCGUCGGUGAACACGGCCAAGCCACCGCCACCAGUGCGUCGCAGCUCAUCGGUGACGCCAAGUCACAAUGCCACCGGCACGGCGGCUACACAAUCGCCACAACAAAAUCAACAGCAGCAACAACACUAUCAACACCUUCAACAACUUCAUCAUUUACAUCCUCAUGCCAACCAACAGCCAACGUUAGCUACGACAACAACAAUACAAAAUUCUCCCUACGAUACCGUUGACAGUCUGCCACCCCCACCCGCUUAUCUACUAGACUCAAGACAAGCACAAUCGUCGACUCCCACACCGCCACCACCAUCAGCUGUUUCAGCUACAGCAAUACCGAGUUCAUCAUUGAAAGUUGCCGAAACGGUGAAGGCGUUAUCGGCUAUGCGACACAAACCCGCUUCCCCGAACGCGAUACGGCACAUGCAACAGCAACAACAACAACAGUUGCAGCAAUCACAUCAGUCGCUGCAGACAUUCUCCUCUACUGCUUUGUUGCCGCCCGACUGCAACACUGAACAGACGCUUCAUUACGAUGCCUACUCGUACUAUAAUCCCUAUAUGGAGGUCAGGACCACCACCCAACUGACCUCUGCCAAAAUGCCGCUUACUAAUGCUAAUCAUGCUAAUGACGCUAAAGAAGCUGCCUAUCAAACUUUGCCAAUAACACCAACACCUAUUUAUUACUAUGAUGCCGUUACCAUGCAGCCAACAACAAUGGCAACAACACCAACGAAGUCAAAACACUUGCAGUCCAAUGCACUGCAGGACACGUAUGGUGUGAACACCGCGCUUCGUACUACACCCAAUAAGACAAACAAUCCACCGGUGUCACCAUCGUACACUUCACCGCCACCAUACGAUUUCCAACAUAGUAAAAUAGAGUUGCCACCACCAUUACCGCCACCCAAUCCUAAUCAACAGCGUUCACUUAAGCAGCAACAACAAAAACAAUUUGUUGAUCACCAAUACAAUACACCAGCUACAUGUACAUUGCAACCAUCACAAUAUCAACACAACAACAAUCAGUUACAACCAAAACGCCAACAUGAACAGAUUUAUGAUUAUUUGCCGUCACAUCAGCACCUGCACUCCCCCAAGCUACAGCAUAAACCGCAGCCACAGCCGCAGCAGCAGAGAUCGCAAAUACAACAACAACAGCAACUAGCACAUAAUUUAGACGCUCUCAUGAUCGAUAAUGAGGAUGAGACAACCGUGUAUAGCGACAACGCCUCAUUCCGCACUUCAUCGCCCGGUAUUUAUGCGCAGCCGAAAAUAGUCACAAGCAUGUCGAGUUUCCGUUCGGCCAGUCCGGCACCAACGAAUGAUCAUCACAACCAGCACCAUCAUGUCAUACCACCAACACAACCGAAAACCAAUCCGAAUUUGAUUGCACAGCUGAGUGCGCGACUUAGCAAACAAAAUCAACAACAGCACACCGGUGAUGGCAUUUAUGGUUCAACACCGAAUUCACCAAAUCAUCACAAUAUGCACCAACAACAACUACAACAACAGCAGCAUCAACACCAGCAUCACCAAAGUGAACCAGUCUAUAUGCGGAACUACACGCAUCCUCACCAUCAACAACACCAGCCGCAUCAGCAGCAGCAGAUGCCGUCAGUCGCCACCGGUUCGAUGCAUCAGCAGCAAAACUAUGACGCUGCGCAGACGCCCAAGCAUCAGUCGUCUUAUGCACAUGCCGGUGGUGUCGCUAGACAGCAGCAGCAGCAACAACAACAGCAGCACCAUUCGCAUCAUCGCGAGCCACACACACACAGCUGCCCGCCGCCGCUUGAAAAUCCACCGCCGCCACCCACAAACUCAUCCAUUUAUGCUGCCACUGCCAAUGCCACCGCGACCAUGCCCAAAAAUGCAACGCGCUCGAAUGUAAGCGCCACCUAUGCGCCGCCCACCUCUACCAUGACAUUGCCUAAGAAUCUCGCACAACAACGUUUACAGCAGCAACAACAUUAUCAGCAGCAGCAACAACACUACCAACAGCAACAAUAUCAACAAUCUAUCGCCACCGGCGCCAACGCAGCCGCUCAGCAACACCAUCAGGCACAGCAACAUUCCCAGACGACUACUGUUAACCAGCGCGCACAGAUGCCACUGCCAUACCAACAACAACAACAAAUGUCCUACAAGCAAAAAUCGGCCACAUUGCAGAGUAACCACCGUCAACCGCCCAUACCGUCGCGUCACUCUAGCGUACAGCAAAAGAUAUUCGUGGCCACCAAUCCGUUCAUCCAAACCACCACAAUACAUUGUCACUCGCCCGCGUCGGUGCAUUCGCAGCCGGCUUCACCCACCUGCUCGUCGCCGUCGUCGUUGGCGAGCAUUUAUGGCACCAGUUCGCGCAGUCAUCAUCACCAUCACCAUCAGCAGCAGCAACAACAACAACACCAACAUCAUGGCAGUGGCAGCGGCGUCGGCGGCGGCACAGCCGGCAAUGGUUUCUAUGCCGCCCCGCACAAUUCAACGAGUUACGCCAGCUCAAACAUUGAGAAAGCCGGCAGCAUACGCUCGAAAACCAAAGCUGAAUUUCUCGAAAACCUCAACGCCAAGUUGGCCAAACAAGGCCUAUCCGGACGCGCCUUCGCUGUGCGCAAUCUAAUCAAUAGCAAAGCAUUGCCCGAUCCCCGCAUUUGCCAUGAAUCAUUAAUGGAUCAAAUCAAACGCGGCGCCACGCUGAAGCGAAAUCAGAAAAUCAAUGAUCGCAGUGCACCGAAAAUCCACUAAAGCGCUUAAACGAGUACGAGUGAGAUGCCGAUAUCGCAGUCAACCAAACGUGAGUCCUUAAUAAACUCAAUAAUAACCAUGAAACAGGGCCAGUGCAGGGGAAGAAGAAGAAGUAAGAUAAUAAAUAUGUCACGCUUCUUUCUUUUCUCUUCGUGAUUCUAUGGCCGACGCUUUGAGGCUCAUCCGAACAUUUAGACUGUUGUUGUCGUCGCUAAUGAGGAAUUACGAAUAAUUAUUAAACAAUACAUACUUAUAUAUAAUAUAUACAUAAAUAAAAAUUACUAUAUAAAUACAA
This is a messenger RNA of Bactrocera oleae (olive fruit fly), 9842 nucleotides long. NCBI's taxonomy places the organism in Eukaryota, Metazoa, Arthropoda, Insecta, Diptera, Tephritidae. The record is from RefSeq and is a predicted model, not a curated record.